CAACGUGGAUGCGGUGGCCAUGUUGGCGCUGCGGCUCGACCCACGCGGCUUACCUGUUUCCAAGUUUUCAAGGUUUUAGUCCAUUUGCCUUCACGUAUCUGCCUUGAUAUGUAUUUCUGUAACACUAGGAACAUUAGCUUAUUUGUAGAGUUAGCCAUCUGCGUCCGUGGAGUUAACAGGAAGAGGAAAGAGGAGGGUAAAACUGUGUGAAAGAUAAAGUUGCAACCUAGUACCCAGCCAUCAUAUUUUCUUGGAACUUACCUGGAUGCAGCUUUCUGGAAAAAAGCAGAACACCCUGACAACACUCUUGUUUUACUACACUGAGCUGGACUGGAUGGCAGAAUUAAUCAGGAAGAAUAUACACCAAUGUAAGGCCUGUGGGUGCUCUUUCUCUCGCAAUACCAACCUGCAGCAACACAUGACUACCCAUACCCCAGAGGAAAACAUGUUAUAUGGUGACAUUUUCUCCCACAAUACGUUCACCAUUCAGAAUGAAAUGCAGAGGCCAAAGCAGAAGAUUGCCUGUCCGGUAUGCCCAAGGAUAUAUGUGUUCAGGGGGAACUAUAUAAGACAUCUAAUAACUGCUCAUGGUAUUAUUGAAAAAAAUGGCACUCCAUACAGUGGCAUCCAUCCAAAAGUGGGUAAUAGGCAGGGAGAUCAAGAUGUUUCUGAGAGGGAAACAGUGAAGGCUCCAGAUUCCUCAAGAAACCAUGUGUUCAAGAGUGGAAAGAAUGCACAUUUUGGGCCACUGAACCUAGAGCAGGAAAAGAAAGUGAAGAAAAGAGGGAGACCACCAAAGGGGAGAUGCCGUAAAAAUGAGUCUGUCAAAGAGGUUGGUGAAGGGGUAACAGUGGAGGCUGUGGAGUCUUCAAAAAGCCUUGUGGUCAGGAGUGAAAAGGAGGUUCAUUUUGGACCAGUAAAUCCAGAGCAAGCAAAGAAAGUGAAGAAAAGAGGGAGACCACCAAAGGGGAGAUUCUGUAAAAAUGAGUCUGUCAAAGAGAUUGAUGAAGGGGUAACAGUUAAGGCUUCAGAGACUUCAAAAAGCCAUGUGGUCAGGAGUGAAAAGGAGUUACUUCUUGGACCACUGAAUCCAGAGCAAGUAAAGAAAGUGAAGAAAAGGGGGAGGCCACCAAAACGGAUGUGCUUUGAAAAUGAGUCUGUCAAAGAGGUUGAUGAAGAGGGAAUAGUGAAGGCUCCAGAGACUUCAAAAAGAAAUGUGGUUAAGAGUGAAAAGAAGGUACAUUUUGGACCACUGAAACCGGAGCAAGCAAAGAAUGAGAAGAGGAGACCACUGAAGCAGAGAUACCUUGACAAGGAGUCUGUGAAAAAGAAAUAUGAGUGCCCAGAGUGCAAGAAAAGGAUGACACAAUCCUCAACCUUGUUGGCUCACAUGAGGAUUCACACGGGGGAAAGACCUUAUCGAUGCUUAGUCUGCUGCAAGACUUUCACGUUCUAUCAGUGUCUAUGGAAUCAUUCUUGGCGCCACAAAGAUAUGAAGUCCUUUCCCUGCGACAGGUGUCCUAGGACAUAUCGCUACUAUCAGUGCCUCUGGACCCAUUACAAGACCCACACACAUGAGAAGCUUUUCACGUGUGCAGUUUGCAAGCUUAGGUUUGCAACAUCAGUGCAGCUAAAUCGUCACAGGAAGAAGCAUCCUGAGAAGAGGGAAGGUGAUCACAAAAAUAAUAGGAGCAAAUGCCUCAAGACUGCUAAGGUAAAUGAAAGGCCAUUCAAGUGUAAGGUAUGUGCCAAGAAGUACAGACUAAAGAUAUCUCUAGUAUCUCAUGAAGAAAAAUGCUACUCAAAGACACAACUUUCCUUAAAUAAGAACAGUAAUUGUAAUGGGCCAUCUGAUAUACUAGUAAAAAGUGGAACAAAAGGCGUAGACCAGAACCAGAAGAGGGGUCGUGGAAGGCCCAGAAAAUUUACCAAGCCAACAGUGGAAAGAAAGGUUUUUGUUGACCCCCAAACAUUGGAGUAUUGCUAUAGAAAACAGCAGGAUACUUGUUUUGCUUGUAAAAAGGUAAAUAAAAACUGUGUGUGUCAUGAUAGAUGCAGAGGUAAAAACAAAGAAAAUAGGAAAAUGGGUAAAUCCAGGAAGUGUAAUGGCUAUAAGAAAACCACAGAGGCAUUACUGCGUAUUUCAAAGAGACGGAAUGAAAAGAAAAUUGCUGAGCCAUUGUUGCGUAAAUCGAAGAGACUGAAAAGGGAGAAGUCAGUGGUGUCCGGGUGUGAGACAUAUGACCAGCCAUCCACUGGUGCCACUGAACAAAAUCAUCUCCUGAAUUGUCGUCCAGAGACCAAACCAUAUAGUUGUUCACAUUGCAGCAAGAGCUUUAAGAGUCAGACCUGGCUGUCGAGGCACCGAAACUUAGCACACAGUGAUACACAAAAGGAAACUUCUCACACAAAGAGAUUCAAGAACUCCAGAUUUAGAAAGAAACAGAGAAAUAAAAGUGUAGAAUACAAGUGUUCAUGCUGUGGCACUGUCUUUAUCUCAAAUGAUGAUUACAAGAAACAUACUGCAUUUGUAAGUUGUUUAUGUGGCCAACAGUUCCAUUGUGGUUAUAUUUUCUGCUUCCACACUUCAACAUGUGGUAAACAUGAUGUUUCUGUUACGGAAGAGAGGGGAGACCAGAACUCUGAAGAUACAAAUGCUAGCUCCAGUAAGGAAGGAAACUUUCCUUGUCAACAGGAUACUUGGCAGCCAGAAACCAACAGUAAAUCUUCCCAGAUGUAUCCCAACUGUAUUCCACUAGUAACUGAUAGUAAUGACAGUGCCCUCCUUCCCAGUUCUGACCAUUAUCAGUCUGAAGAAUGGGUCUGGCAGCUACUCAACACAGCAGAGAGAGAGUUAGUUGCAAAUGGAAUCAUUAUCGAGACAGAACCGAAUGUUGCAACAGAAGCUGCAGAGAAUCCUCAGUUUGACCAAGAAAAUUUUGUGGAAUCAGAGUUGCAAAAUGUACCUCAGCCAGAUCAGGAAGCAGAUAUCUGUAUUCAAAGCAGCAGAAAGCUUCCUGGAAAUAGACAGAAGUUUCAAUGUAUAAUUUGUAGUCAGGGAUUUUUUUAUGAAUCUGAGCUAGCCAGCCAUAGCUUGAGUCAUAUGAAAGAUAGUUUUUGAAAAGGUAUAUGUGAAACAUGUUCAGUUAUAUUAGGAAUUACAAAGAACUCAUAUGUUUGUGAAAACUUGUUUUUUCUUAAAGUGUAAGUAUUUUUACAAUAGUGUUUUUAUGUAACUUGUGAAGCUGUUUUGUUUGAAUAAGGAUUAUCAAUAGCUGGCAUAAGCUAGAUAUAGUAUAUCUUGUUAUGUAAUGUUUUAUUCAGCAGAGGUGUUAAUUGUAUGGAUGAACAUUGGUUUAAUUAAAGGAGGAAUCUUGGUCAGAAUAUGAGCAAUGAAUGAAUUUUUCAAUGUAUUGGGUUAAAUGUGAAAAACCAUAGGAACAUCAUAAUUCCCAGAGCCCUUCCUCUUUAGCAUUACCACCGAUAACCUGUUUUCAAGUGUACAGUUAAGUUCAUGUGUUUGGGAUGUUCAUGUUCACCCCCAUUCAAAUUUACACUUUUCUUUAUACUUUUAUGGAACUUUGACUUAUUAUGACAGCAGAUCUUGUUUCCCUACAGAAUUUCUCAAGUAUGAAUAAUGUAAUGCAUGCGAAAAUUAAAGGAAUCAGGAAUAACUUUUUUGGUAUGACAAAGAUGUGCAGUUGAUAUGGAAAUAAUACACAAUGAAAUUGGUUUUGUCAGGUUCAAACAUCUUCAGUUACAUUAUAGUGUGUAUCUUAAAUUCAAAUAUACAAUGAAAUUAUUCCUG
Molecule: messenger RNA, 3808 nt
Organism: Eriocheir sinensis (Chinese mitten crab)
Lineage: Eukaryota; Metazoa; Arthropoda; Malacostraca; Decapoda; Varunidae
Product: zinc finger protein 836-like
Exons: 3
Coding region: 266-3121 (951 amino acids)
Biological process (GO): regulation of transcription by RNA polymerase II
Cellular component (GO): nucleus
Molecular function (GO): DNA-binding transcription activator activity, RNA polymerase II-specific; RNA polymerase II cis-regulatory region sequence-specific DNA binding
Source: RefSeq, a predicted model, not a curated record